AAAAAAUUUAAUGGGUACUUACCUCGCGUGCCAUCGUCGACUACCGUCAGUCGUGUAUUGAUUUUCCCGGCGUUCAGACGUACGCCGUGUGCCCUCCGCGUCAACCAGUUGUGUGCAUAGAGACAAGAGUAAAACAACAAACAUUUCGGUGAUUAACCAACAAACCAAAUAAAACGGAGUGCACAUGAAUAGCUUAAAAUUAUACCAAAAAACCACAUCAACAUAAGGCACGGCUCAAGUUCCUCCCGAGUGGAAGUCAAACAGUAGUAGUAGUAGCAGUAGUAAUAAUAAUUCAUGUGAUCGAUUCAAGGCCAAAGGAUUCCGGAUUACUGAAAGUUUUGUGCUACUACAGAUCGACUGACAGCGAAACACAGUGAUUGCAACGUAGCAAAUAGUGUGAACCUAAACGACUCAGUUGUAUUAUCAAGUUAUUGAAAAUAGUGUACCUUAGUACUAAUAAUACUAGUAACAUAAACAAGACACAAGUCAGUAUCGUUAGCCAUUUAGUGUGUUAGUUAAGGUGCGCGAACUACGAACGGGCAAUCGGUUGGUCUGUAGGUCAGCAUCACCGAACCAAGCGAACACCCGGCAAAUUGAACGUUUCUUAAACCCGUUGAUCAAAGCAGGCAAUGGCAUUGUCAUUGCUGCAGGAAGCCCAAACAGCACGAGGAUUAGCCGCCAUCCGUUCCCUGCAAGGUAUGAAACGCGAAGACGAUCGCAGUAUGUCCGUGUCACCCCCGUUGACCGGUCAGCACCAUCACCAUCACCACCAGCAACACCACCUAAACAUGAACGUAAAUCACAGUCCAACCAUAUUCGGUGGUUACCACCCGACGGCCUCUGCCAUGGGAAUGCUAGCCCCACAACUACUAGCAAAUCAAACUGCCGCAGCCCUGAUGGCCGCCGGUCUACCGAUGUCUCUGCGAGCGACCUUGGCUACUGGUUUGUUCCCACCGCAUCCGGCUCUGUUUGGAGCCUGGGCACCACCGACACCUAACAGCAAUAACAGUAGCCCGCCGCCGCCCCAAAGUCCUAUCUCGCCAGCCCUGAGUCAAAAGAGUUCCAAAUCACUUAAACUUACUGCCAAUAACAAUCACAUUGUAUCGACCACUUCGGAGAUCCUACCUCAGCAGAAGAAACUAGCUAAACGAAAACAACUUUCGCUUAAGCCGGAGUCCGCUCUGCUUCAGAUGCCCAACCACACUAUGCCCGUUGACAUCCCAAAUCUGGACAUGGUCAGUCCAGGUCCUAUUUCCCCACCUACUUCCGGAUCAUCACCGCAAUCCAACGGAAGUGUUGAAAUGCCACCCACCAUCACUACCUCCACUAGGGAUCCCUCUCGAGAUAAAGUUUUCACCUGCAAAAUCUGUAAUCGCUCGUUCGGUUACAAACACGUUCUCCAAAACCACGAACGAACUCACACCGGUGAGAAACCUUUUGAAUGUCCCGAGUGCCAUAAGCGGUUCACCCGGGAUCAUCACCUGAAAACUCAUAUGCGGCUUCACACCGGGGAAAAGCCAUACUCCUGUACCCACUGCGAUCGCCAGUUCGUUCAAGUAGCUAACCUCCGACGGCACUUACGGGUUCACACCGGUGAAAAACCAUACGAAUGUGAAAUGUGUGAACAGAAGUUCAGCGAUUCUAAUCAACUCAAAGCUCACAUGCUCAGCCAUAGUGGCCAACGACCGUUCCACUGUGAUAGAUGCAAUUCUAGCUACCGCCGGCGGCACCACCUUUUGCAUCACAAAUGUGGUAUCACCAGCCCACCAACACCGGCUAUCAGCCCUUCAAUGUCACUGUGUGAUCAGAAAUCCGGGUGCUCCGAGGUGUCUGACCUCUCGAUGGAACUCAAACACUCCGUAUUGUUGCAUCCCAAAUUCACCAACUUGGCAAUGCCACUCGACUUCAGCUCACCGGAUGUCCGCACCCAACACCACCAUUCUGCGGCAAUCGAUCUGCGAUCAGUAGUACGAACGCCUCAGCAAAUAACCCACAUCAAAUCCGCCAUGCCCGAACAGACCGAACCGGAAGACCUCAGUAUGCAUUCUCCCCGCUCACCGGUUACCCUGGAGGAACUGGAAGAACUGGAUGAUGCGGCCUCGCUGUACCUGAAGCAGCGUCAGCAGAAAUUGGCUUACGCUGCCGUCGCUGCGGCUGCCGCUGCUACCAACACCGGCGCUCAACGUCACGGUAUGGAAACUUAAGCUCUUUUAAAUAUAGAACAAAAUGGCUGGUCUGUUUUCUGUACUGUUCUGUUCUUUCCUUUGCUAUGGAAACACAAACCGCCAAAACCUACAAAUAUUGUCAACGGAUACCAAAUAAUUGAAGAAUGCCAAGAGAAAAAGUAGCUUAGAUAAGUGAAGACGCCAUAUAUAUGAAACAUAUAUUUAAAACAAAGAAAAUCUAUGUAUUAAUAAUCUUCGAUAAAAAUUCUAUAGCAUCUCGUAGUAAUUGUCUACUUGAAAAAAAACAAAUGAUAUUCAAUCAGGAGAGCGUCUACUGCAACUCCGCCAUUUUGUUCACCGAUACCUAACUUGUAAAUAAAAACUAUGCGCAAUGUACGUGCACUGUACAUAGCAUAUACAUCAAUAUAUACAUAUUUGAAGAUGCAACAGAUGCGUGUCUAUAUACUGUAAAACAGAGAUCAAAAUGGCGGUAGGCUGCACAAUGUUCCCAGAUAUCUAUACCAAAACGAAAACAACAUCGCAAACAACGUGUACAAAAAACGGGUUCUUACUAAUCAAAUCAGGGAAUUUUAUCACCUUUUUAACACAUAUUCUAUAGCAACCACCUUCUUCUACAAUCAAAACAAAGUAUUGUGUGAAAUAUCGAAAAACCCUAUUUGGGAUCAUUUUGUUUUCAAAAAUCUUGUUAUUUAAUUUGAAUUUGUUUCCAAAGCGGACAAACGAGUUAUAGUAAUGGUAUGCAAGUUCCUCCCCAAAUAGAAGCAAACAAACAAAACUAAGAAACUCACACACUAAAAACAUUCAUCCAAGGAUACACACAAAGUGUCCAAAAUAGAAUGGUUUGAGGUAGAGAUCUGACCAGAGAAUUGAUUGCAUUUAUUGCAAGCGGUAGUAAAAAUUGAUUGUUAUAUUUUUUGCUUUCGCGUAUUGUUUUAGUAUGUUAAGCUCGGUUUAGAGGUUUUUGGUUGAUUACUUUAAAAAUAUUACGUGGUCUGAUUUUAUCCGAUAGAAUCUCAUGAUUUCAUUCUAGUUUUUUAAUAAUUGUAAGUGUAAAGCAGCGAAAAAUCAAAAUU
This is a messenger RNA of Malaya genurostris, 3259 nucleotides long. Its product is annotated as protein krueppel-like. NCBI's taxonomy places the organism in Eukaryota, Metazoa, Arthropoda, Insecta, Diptera, Culicidae. The transcript is spliced from 2 exons. Gene Ontology annotation, molecular function: DNA-binding transcription factor activity; RNA polymerase II cis-regulatory region sequence-specific DNA binding. The coding region runs from base 630 to 2204 and encodes 524 amino acids. Gene Ontology annotation, biological process: regulation of transcription by RNA polymerase II. The record is from RefSeq and is a predicted model, not a curated record.